Anguilla rostrata (American eel) is the source of this 4246-nucleotide messenger RNA. RefSeq lists its product as uncharacterized. The record is from RefSeq and is a predicted model, not a curated record. The coding region runs from base 1101 to 1475 and encodes 124 amino acids. The transcript has 4 exons. NCBI's taxonomy places the organism in Eukaryota, Metazoa, Chordata, Actinopteri, Anguilliformes, Anguillidae.
CAAGCGCUGCUGUGAGCAGUCUCUGGUGGAGAGACGGGGUUUGGGAACGCACUACACACACGACCCCCAUACGAGGGCUUGACGUGCCUGCUAACAGUGAUAAGGGCGUAUUUCCAUGACCGAUUACAGUUGUGAAUUAUUGCGAAUUAUGUGGUCGGUGACGGUUAAAAUGAUAUCAGGCCGAGGCGGGAAAAAUUAGUCCGCUUCCAGCGACGUUACGUUACGGCUGCGGUUAACGUUAUUUAAACUAAGUCAGAUAGUUUUGUACUACGAGUCGGAUAAAGGUUAAUAACUUUUUAUGGUCUUAGUCUGCAUCUAGUCAUCAGGUUUCCACCUAAUAACAUUGGUUUUAAUUUGGCUGUAGAUAUACAGAACGGCCAAAUAUGUUGUUCUUCUUCGUACCUGAUUGGACUUUAGUUUGUAAAUGAUUAAAAAUAGCUAAUAAAGUUAACGAAGUCAGGCAACUGGUUAUCGAUAACACCUGUUUCUUGAGACUAGUGUUCUAAUGCGGCGGUAGCAACCUCUUGUAAAAUAGCAGGUUGUCAGAUGGUUUAUGUUUUAUAUAAAAUUUGAAGGUACUGAAGAUCAUAUCGGUUUCCGUCACGAUUACAGGGCUUUAUUUUAUUCGUGCUGUCAAAUCACGCUAAUCCGCGCCCUUUUGGGUAGCUAGAAUAGAUAGCUAACUAGCUAGUUACUAAACUAACAAGCUGAUAAGUCUGUCCGUGGAACUGUGCAAACAUAACAUUGAUUUAGCAUGGCAGCAUAUCAGUUCACGUUUUUCUGACAAUAUGAGAUGACCUACCAAAGCCACUUAAUGUAUUUCAUUAGCACUGUGUAAUGAUGUGUUGGGAUGUAGCCUGUGCAUGUGGCUCGUGGCUUUAACGGUGAAUCAGGAUCGAUUUCGCCUGGAGGUGCGGAAAGGACCGCCUCCCAGAAAAGCUGGGUUUUGACAGCUGAGCGCGCCUGUAACUUCGAUGUGACAGCAACGUUAACUCGCCGGUUCUUCAGAUGUUAACCGAAAGCAGGGACUGAGUUUUAGCGGUAGAAAAUGCAGAUCCUGACAAGGCAUAAUUAAAGGAGUCAACACCAUAUCUGGCUACAUGGCGUUAAGGAAGCGCCGGCUGAGCUGUGGGAGUGAAGACGGACAGGUCCCACCCUCUGCCAAGAGGUCAGGUGGAGGCCAGUCCGAGCUGGCUGAGCUGGGACGUGAGGUGUGGGACUCAGAGUCCUCCAGCAGUGACAGCAGUGCUGUCAGUAGCCCUGAAUGGCCAGCAGGGGGCAGCACAGUCCAAGGUGCAGAUAUCGGGGGGCGAAGCCAUUCCAGCCCAAGCCCCACUAACCCCGCCCCGUUGCCAGAGGAGUGGGGCCCCAUUGGCCAGUCCAACCUGGGCGCCUCCUACAACCACAUCAACCGCAUCCUGCGGGAGGCGCACUUCAGCAGCCUGCAGACUCGGAGCCACGCCCACGCCACAUGACCCCGCCCCGCCCUCGCACCACAACCCACCCCACCCCACCCCCUCACGCCGCCCCCGCCCUCCUCUCCACAACUUCCUGUGCCCAUCAUAAUGACUUCCUGUCCACCGCUCAUCACUACAGUGUCCUCUCAGCUUGUCUGGUUUUCUCAGUUCAUCUGUGAGUCGGGUUGUGUAAAUUUGCAGCAUGGUGAACUCUCAUUGGGUGCUAAUUCUGUCAAUCAGAACUGUUGGGUGGGUCUUGUGUGUGCAAUAAUUAAUAUUCAAACAUGCGCAGUCUUUCACACCCCUUCACCCCUUUGAGUUAUUAUAAUUUUGUUUGUCCAGCUCAGUUUUAUUUGUUGUCUGUAAAACCCAGCUUGAAAACAUUUUUGUCUUGCAGUGAAUUUGAUUUAGAGGGUUAGAGAGUUCAGAAAUAAAGGCAAGUGGCAUUGGUGGCAUCACUUGGCCAAUAGGAGAGAAUCUGGGCAUUACUCGGCCAAUAAGACAGGAUCUGGGCAUUACUAGGCCCAUAGGAGAGAAUCUGGGCAUUACUCGAGCCAAUAGGAGAGGAUCUGGUCAUUACUCGGCCAGUGGGAGAGGAUCUGGGCAUUGCUCGGCCAAUAGGAGAGAAUCUGGACAUUACUCGGCCAAUAGGAGAGGAGCUGGGCAUUACUCAGCCAAUGGGAGAGCAUCUGGGUAUUACUUGGCCAAUGGGAGAUGAUCUGGGCAUUACUCGGCCAAUAGGAGAGGAUUUGGGCAUCAUUUGGCCAAUGGGAGAGGACGAGGUAUCCCUCACUCACAGGUGUGUUUAUAUUGUAUGAGGACUCAGAUUCAGUACACAGUCGGCUGUCUGUGUGUCCUGAGGGUGGUCGAAUGGCUCAGUUAUUUCUGUGUUAAUGCCAAACAGGGUCAGCCACGUUGAGUGUCUCCUUCUCUGUCCUGUAGAGGGAGCUAGAGUGGCUGGGGAUCCCUGCUGCUCUUGACCAUUGGGGCAUGUGGCACUUUAACCAGCAGGGGCACACUUUCCCUCUGCCGUUCAUUCUGGGACACUGUGAUUCAGGCAUUAUUGCAGCAGGUGCUAAAAUAAACUGGAAGAGCACAAGCACACGUGUCUGUAAAAACCGAACGCGUAUGACCAUCAUGCAUUUAUUAGUGAAACGUUUCAGUUGCCCUGCAUACACCAAAGCCUCUUAUGCCGGGGAUACUCAAAUCUGGCCCUCAGGACCAGUAGUACUGCUGGUUUUCAUUCCUCCCCUCUAAGCAGGGACUGAUUUAAAACCUGACGCACUAACUGAGUAUUAUCUGGCCAAUCAGUGACAAUAUUGGACUAUGGACUAUCAGGCAUAAGAUAAAUCCAGCAGUACUACUGAUUUGAGUAUCCCUGACCUAUGCUAAAUAUGAAGGAUUUAAAAAUGUAGUUGCUGGCUUAAAUUUGUUUAUAAAAGUUUAGGAAUAACCACCAUGAAUGUUUGAACCACUCUUAGACUGAAGGCUGUAGAGGUCCACAGUGAUGUCAUAGUGGAACUCUGGAGUUGGGAUCCACUGUGAUGUCAUAGUGGAACUCUAGAAUUGAGCUCAUGAAGGCUUAUGUAUGGACAGCCAACAAUGCCAUCUUGAACAUCUUGAAAAAUAUGCCUGAUCACAGUCAUAUUUGACCUGUUGAAAUUGAAAAAACUGCCAUGUAAACGAACAAAUGAACACAUCCAUUUUUGAUGUUCACACAUUCAUUUUGGAUGUGCUAAAAUCUGAUGUUUUGAGGUGAUUAAGAUGUAUGGAAAGGCAAGGAGAGCUUAUGUUAAGGGGUACAUCACAAUCUCUUGAACGUAACUAACACAGGACAGAAACACGCUCCGGAAAUGUCAUAGCCGUGACACAUGCCUUGAUGCCAAUCUACACACAAUUUCUACAUUGGUAUUGGCUGAGGUGCUUUUAAGUGUGUUGACGCAAGCAAUAAUGUGAACAGGUCAAAAAUAAUUGAUGAGACAUAUUUUAAGAUAUUUUGGCAUCGAUGGCUUUCCAGUAAUACUCAUGGUCACGUCUUCACUGUGAUGUCACAGAUGCCCAGAUUCAGGGUACAGUGCAGUGGUGCAUUCUGGGAUGGGAUGGGAUCCAGAAAAAUCCUGUUUUCUCUCCCAGACUCCUGCACAUGCCAGCCAAUGUCAUACACAUGUGUGUGUAUGUGUGUGUGUGUGAGAGAGAGAGAGAGAGAGAGAGAGAGAGAGAGAGAGAGCAUGUGUGCAGAAGGGUUGGGAUUUGGGGUUUCUCAUUGAAGAAUACGUGCUCUGAUAACCAAUGCCCAUUCGCUGCUUGGCCAAGCUUCGCUCACUUAAUGUUCCAAUCCCAGCCCUAAACACUGAACUGAGGCUCCACCCAUAAAGAGCUGACCUUUGACCUCUCUGGGAGUGGUCACUCCUGUUUAGGCUUAUCUCUACCUGAGCCCCACCUCCUCCUGAGCCUUACCUCCUCCUGGGAUCACCUCCUGGGCUCACCUCCUCCUGGGCUCACCUCCUCCUGGGCCCCUCCUCCUCCUGGGCUCACCUCCUCCUGGGCCCCUCUUUCUCCUGGGCCCCUCCUCCUCCUGGGCCCCUCCUCCUCCUGGGCUCACCUCCCCCUGGUCAGUGCUGUUGGCCCUCUCCGGACACUGUGGUCCAAAUACUUGCACAGCUAACAAAAGAAAGACUUGAACACCAUCCUUGUUUUUGUAUGUGGAACUGUACAUUCAGGCUCAGUAGAGUUUCCAUUUUUAAAAAUUUCACCUCUUGCAUUUGAAUAUUAAAGUGUUGUUUUUUUAA